Messenger RNA from Phytomonas sp. Hart1, 872 nucleotides. The record is from the annotation of a GenBank genome assembly. Lineage: Eukaryota; Euglenozoa; Kinetoplastea; Trypanosomatida; Trypanosomatidae.
ACUUUUUAAAGUUUUGCGUAAUCUUAAGGGAUAGCAAAGGUAAUACAUUAUCCUUUAACUACCGUUAUUAAUUAUUUACUUUUGUUACCAUGGAGACUAACGCGACGCUGAUAGAGUGCUGUCGGAGCGAUACCGGACAGCAUGUCUUUUCUUUUCUUAUCAUGGGCGCGCCGAGCCCAAGUAGCCUUCCGAAUUAUGUAGCCUUUCUGCAGAGGCAUCACGUGAAACACCUUGUACGAGCGUGCGGCCCGACCUACAAUUCCCAGCUUGUUGAGGAGAGCGGUAUUCAGGUUCAUAGCCUGGGCUUCGAUGACGGUGCUCCCCCCACACAGGCGGUGGUGAACAAAUGGCUUGAUCUCCUUUCACAGGAAGCAGGCCAAAGUCCCCCGCCGACAAUAGCUGUCCAUUGCGUCGCCGGCCUCGGCCGUGCCUCGAUUCUCGUAGCACUGGCCCAGGUGGAAUUUGGAAAUAUGGUUCCCCUAGAUGCGAUCGGGUACAUCCGGGAGCGGCGAAAAGGUGCGAUUAAUCAGGUUCAGCUACAUUGGUUGAUGAGAUACAAGCCGCGGUACCAGAGGUCUGAGAGUUCUUUAGCAUGCACUAGUUGUUCAGUAGUAUGAAAAAGGUGUAGAGUUCAAAUAUAUUUCCCCUUGGCUUACUUAUGAAGCUUUUAUCACACAUUCCGAAGAAGUAUUCAGUUUGUUAUUUGUAUUGCUUUAAUGUCCUUCCUCUUUAUUUUUGAAGGCUUGUAUAUUUUAAUGUUUAUAACGUAGCAAACCUAUUUUUCAUCGGGCUUGAUAAUUCACCCUGAAAAAUAUUGUUCUUACACUUCUUCUUCUUAACACAAUCAUUUAUGUCUGUGGCUGCUUUUGAAA